Acipenser ruthenus (sterlet) is the source of this 6408-nucleotide messenger RNA. RefSeq names its product monocarboxylate transporter 3-like. Lineage: Eukaryota; Metazoa; Chordata; Actinopteri; Acipenseriformes; Acipenseridae. The coding region runs from base 388 to 1890 and encodes 500 amino acids. Gene Ontology annotation, molecular function: monocarboxylic acid transmembrane transporter activity. Gene Ontology annotation, cellular component: membrane. The record is from RefSeq and is a predicted model, not a curated record. Gene Ontology annotation, biological process: transmembrane transport; monocarboxylic acid transport. The transcript is spliced from 5 exons.
AAGGGAAUUAGAAAAACUAAAACCAUGAUGUGUAGCACUGUCUGAAGAGCAUAGGGACCAGGGGAGAAGAGCUGGGAGAGCUCUGAAGAGUAUAGGGACCAGGUAGAGGAGCUGGGGCAGCUCUGUCUGACGAGUGUAGUGACCAGGAGAGAGGGGAGCUGGAGGACAACAGUUCUGAGGGAAAGCUGCCAGUCUUCACUGCCACCAAGAUGAGGAAGGCAGUCUGGAGGAACAACUGAUGUAUAUCUCACAUUCUUUUAAACAGAAAACCUGAAGGCAAGCCAAAGUCUGGACUUGAGCAACCACCACCGGCUAUUACAAGACUUUGAAUCAUUCAAACAGAAAAUCUCGAGAGCGAACUUGGACUGGAGUCUGGGUGCGUAGGGAAUGGGGUUUCAUGACGAGAGGGUCCUGGUGAAGCCCCCCGAUGGUGGCUGGGGCUGGAUGGUGCUGCUCAGCUGCUUCGUCAUCACUGGGUUCUCCUACGCCUUCCCCAAGGCCGUCAGCGUCUACUUCAAGGAGCUGAUGAAAGACUUCCAAGUGGGCUACAGCGACACUGCCUGGAUCUCCUCCAUCAUGCUGGCGAUGCUCUACGGGACGGGUCCAGUCUCCAGUAUACUGGUGAACAAGUUUGGCUGUCGUCCUGUCAUGCUGAUUGGAGGUUUGCUGGCUUCAGCAGGGAUGGUCCUCGCCUCUUUCACCACGAACAUACUAGAACUCUACCUGACUGCUGGAGUGGUGACUGGUCUGGGUCUAGCCCUAAACUUCCAGCCCUCUCUGAUCAUGCUGGGCAGCUACUUCGACAAGCGCCGUCCCCUGGCCAAUGGCCUCGCUGCUGCCGGGAGCCCGGUCUUUCUCUCGGCCCUGUCUCCUCUGGGUCAGGUCUUGCAAGACCGGUUUGGCUGGAGGGGGGGCUUCCUCAUUAUGGGGGGGCUGCUGCUGAACUGCUGCACCUGCGGGGCCAUAAUGAGACCUCUGGAGUCCAGGAGACGGGUUCUGGCUUCGGGCACAUCCAGGGAUCCCCGGGAGCUGAGGGAGAUGCUGCCCAUGAAAGAGGGGGGAACGGCAGAGGAAGAGAGGGUUGGAAAGAACAAGGUCAAGAAGCAGAAGAAGAAGCUCUUGGAUUUCAGCGUCUUCCGUGACCGAGCGUUUGUGAUAUACACUGUAACAAAAUUUAUCACCGUCUUAGGACUGUUCGUACCCACAAUCCUCUUGGUGAACUACGCCAAGGAUAUGGGAGUCCCCGACCGCGAGGCUGCCUUCCUGUUGUCCAUCAUCGGGUUCAUUGAUAUCUUCGCCCGGCCCACCUGCGGGGUCAUUGCUGGCCUGAAGUGGGUCAGACCCAAGGUUGCCUACUUCUUCAGUUUUGCUCUGCUCUUUAACGGGCUCACUGAUGUUUGUUCGGCCAAGGCGUCGAGCUACACAGGGCUGGUGGUGUUCUGCAUGUUCUUCGGGGUCUCGUAUGGCAUGGUUGGGGCCCUGCAGUUCGAGGUCCUCAUGGGGAUCGUCGGGUCUCAGAAGUUCUCCAGCGCUCUGGGUCUGGUGCUCCUGAUAGAGGCGUUUGCGGUGCUGAUUGGGCCUCCCUCUGCAGGAUGCCUGGUAGACGCCUUUAAGAACUACGAGCUGAUUUUCUACAUGGCCGGCUCGGAGUUGAUAGCUGCCGCUGUCUUCCUGUGCGUGGCUUCCUUUUGCUGCAUUAGUCGGGAUGAGCGCACCGCAGAUCCGCCUCCAAGGGUGGGAUCAGAUGGUGAGGCACCGUACCCAUUGGGUGACUCUUCAAAUCCUCGCCCUGCCAAUAGCGAUGCUCAGAUGAUGGAUGAGGGCGAGGUUUUGCAGGAAGAGGAAAUGCGGCUGAAUCUCGAUCACAAAGUGGAGAGGGAGAGUUUUUAGAAAAACAAAGUGGUCUUGCACUGUUCAGUCAUUUUGAACAUGAAUUAGAAAUCAAAUAUGAUUAUAAUUGUGAGAGAGAGCAGAAAAGUGGCAUAUGCUUCAUUGAUAUUGUUUUAGGAAUUUAAGAUUCGUUUUUAGAAAUAUGUCCUUGUGUUGUUUAACACUUUAGGCUAGGUGCUUUUAAUGUUAGCCUUAGGGGAAAAUUUCGGGUGGUGGUAUCUGGGCAGCUUAAUAAAUUAACGUCGAUCAUCAUUAACCUCCUAUUUAAACCCCAAUCUCACACUCCUCCUCUGUCUAGUGUUUUGCUUUCUUGCAUACACUGCGACCUGUUCUCUGCGCAAAAUUUCAAACUCUUAAUUUUCAGCAUGAACCAACUCCAAUUUAGAUCAGGAAAACUCUGCUGGAUUCUCCUCAACAAUAUCUCAUUUAUUACUCCGAUGGAAACUCAGUACCGUCUACUUCUAAUGCAGACUUCUCCCAGCAACCAGACCCGCUGUCCCAGCAUUAUGGAGAUGAAAACACCCCAUCAGCAGGCACAGCCUUCAGAGCAGCUAUUUUAUAAGGAUUGGCUACUCGCCUAACUUUUAAAAACCAUGCACGACAACAAUAUCAAAUUCCUGUCUGGAAGCGCUAGUAUGGCAUUGUUCAAUAUUUAUUGUACCUUUUAUAUCUGCUACACCAUGCUGCCUGUUUCUCAAGCACAUUCUACCUCCCUCUGUCAAAAUCCAAUCAUGAUACAGCAUCAGAGCAUUUAGGAUAAACAUUCCAACCACGAGGGCUAUUAAUCACAAUAAUCAAAUAUUCUACCCUGAAUCACUUUCUAAAGUUAGCGGUUUAUUCUAAUCAUAACCUCUAGAUGGCAGUAUAACACCACAAGUUCUAUACAUUUUAGCGGGUCCUCUAUCAUUGAGAAAGUCAUGUAUUUUCAAAUCAGGAUCGGUUUCAGAGUUAAUAUUUCAUUCGAUGUGAGACACGUGACGGAUAUGGAAACCAUGUCUUACUAUUAUCAACGUUUCUGUCAUGGCGCCCUCCUACCCUGCAAUGGACAAUACACUGAUAGACUGCUCCUGAUCAAAUCAAUAGGUUUCACAGCAGCCUCAGAGCAAUGCAUUCUUCAACCUCAGGUUAUGCAGUGUUCUCAGAUCUUUGCAUUCUUUAUUUCUGCCCGAAGCCAGCCCCAUCUUCGGCUCCAUCUAAACUGCUUUAACACUCAAAGACCAAUAUCCACAUUCAGCAGAUCUCUGCGCUCUACAGCAGGCCACUGCACACUACCGAAUGGCAGUCCACCAUUCACUAGUACAGAUAACUGCUUCAGCAGAUCUCUGCUUUCUACAGCUGGGCCACUGCAUGCUACUGACAGCACUCAGCUCCUCACUACAGCAGAUCUCGACUUCCUCUUGCAGCACGCAAAAGUUACUUUAGUUUACAGCUUAAAUCUACAACUGUCCUCCUCCAGCGCUCCAGCUUACCUCCAAUACUCGGAUCAUGGCAGCCAUUUCCACUUGACUUCCUCAGCAAUCUAGUCAUAUGUCCGCUCAUCCUUCCAAAUACUACAAACAUUAAUACAUGGUGAGAGGCAUGGUACGAGACUGGAAAUCUGUCGAUUAUGUGUUAAGGAGUUCCACUAUUAGGAGAAUGACUGGAGCUAUGAAACCCAAAUCUCUGAAAUGUGAGUUCACCUUUUCCAUUCCAAGCAGACAUGAUGGUAGCAAACCACUGAUCAAUCCCAAAUUAACUAACACAUAGGAUGGUCUCGCCACUUUUGUCUCCAGAACCAGCUUUCUCCCCAAUCAUUUCCGAUCGAGCAGGUACUUCCGCAGCCAGAGCCAACAUCGAUAUCCGUCCGGUCAUGAAGCGUGGGGCGCUGGUCCUCUGCAGCAGUUGAUUCAUACAUCCGUUCAUCCCCUACCGACAUAGCAAAAUCCACCAGCUAGCAUGCCCGGAGUGGGGGCUACCUGACCGCAAAGGCUGCCAGAUGUUUUCCCCUCUAGAAAGGGUUUUUUUCCUCUCGACUGAGCGGCAGGUAAUCACAUAACCAUACCACACUAACACUAUUUCAACCUCUCCAGUUUGUCUCGUAUGUCCCAUCCUGUCCCAUCUUUUCCAGCUGUUUCUUUUCUGUUAUGCACUGGCGCAACUCUAUUGUUUGUCUCACGGUGAGCGUCUCUGCGGGGGAGCCGGGGGUCAUUCCUUUGGGAGGGUAAGUGCAGAUUCACUCCCCCGACCUCAUGCCGCUAUAAUACCUUGACCUCGCUCUACGGGGGUUCUCACCGAGUGAGUCAGAGGGGACCCCCCGGCCACACUAUUCUUUCACAGCUCAUGCGCUUUUUCUACCGCGUCAUGUGAGGCGCGGUCCUUCAUUCGCUAGGGACAUGGCCCGCUUUAAGCUCUCAGUGCCCAGUCACAGACUAACCCAUCUUUCUGCCCCAGAUUCCUUGCGGGAGCUUUGGAGGACCGAGCCUCACCUCAUGCAAGGGCAGCACCAGACCAGUAAAGGAAUGCUUUUCUAUUCUCCUUUUCAGAUCCUCAGGAACGCUACCUUCGACCAAGCUCCAUCCUCGGCAAAAGGAGAGCUCAGCAGUCGGGAUCUCUUUCUAUCUUAAUUUAAGUGGGGUCCUAUCUAAGCCUCUAUCCUUGGCCCCCGUCUUACUAACAGCUCAUUUGUUUCCUCUGCUCUAUCCUUACAGCCCAGCGGACUCCCCGUGAAUUGGGCUACUUGUCUCCCCCUGCCCACUUCAACCUUUACCCCUUCCUUUAUCCCUCACUCCCAUUUCCUUCCUCACUCCCCCUCAGCACACAGGGUAGUGAUCAGUCCAAUUUGUUCAGGUCAUUUAAAUGUGUUCGCUGGAUCUUCUGCUGAGUAUGCAGGAAUUGGAACUCAUUUGAGUUCUCUGGGAUUUUCUAGUCCCUAAGUUAGUCUGCUUGCUUUAAGCACCCUGUAUUUUAUUGAUAAAACGUGUUACAAAUGACGGCAAGAUGUAGGAUGCAAUUAUAGUGAUCUUUAAUGUAUAAAAAAAUGAUGGUUUGAUAUGGACUGAUAGUAACAGUACUGUUAAUAUGACUUAGGUAUGUAAUUUACCUUUUUUAAUUUUAAGUCUUGGCCAUACAAUAGAUUUAUAUAACAAGUUAGUUUACCUUUUUAAAUGUAGUUUCUUGGGAACAUCUGUAAAGAGGUACUUUUAUACAACCUGUAUUUUCAAAAUAUUUGUAUUUGCAUUGUAUUACCUGUUUAAUGCAUAAUUUCCUGUUGCUGUUUAUUCUGAGAUUGCUAAAUUAUGUUUAAAACUCCUUCUGGGUUUGUAACUGUAGUUCCCAGUGCAUCAAUACAACAGUUUUACAGAGGGAAGGAACUACAGCUGCAUGUUUGUUUCAAACAACCUCGUUUCAGCAAUUCAGCUGUUAUCAUGGUAGAUUAUGAUCUAAACUGAAACAACAAUAUAGAACUAUGGAACACACAAAAUUCUAUAUUAAACAGGUAAGAUGUCAAAUAUCUUGACAAUAAAAGGCAUCCUUUGUAAAAGAUUGGUCACAGUCUUCAGUAAAGUUUAAAGUGUAUGACACUGUGCGUGAAGGUUAGUCAGUUGUAAGCAUGCAAAUUUAACAGAUGUCAAAGACAGUUGUUAGGUUAGGAAAUACAUUAUAUGCCAUUUUCUAAACUGUUAAGUUGCUGAUGAUUGCGCUGAAACUGUUCGGUAUGAAACUUAUUGUAUUGUCAUUGUAAAGUAUUAUGCUGCUCAGCAUUUUUCAUAAACACAUUUUUAAUGGACAACUUUCUACCCCUGUAAGUGUUGUAAUUCUCUCCUGUCAGAAGAGCAUCUAAACUGCAAAUGUGCCGUGACAGCAGCUGCAUCGUCUGAAAUACUGAUGUACUGUACUUGACUGGGGAACUGAAGUGAUUACAAUGUGCUACACCAUGCUCUUAAUAUCAAGAGAAAAGUGACCAUGGCUUCAACCUUGAGAAAAAAAAAAGUACCUGUGGAUAAAAACCUUUUGAGUACCCAUGUGCUAGUCUAAGGUCAUUACUUCUUUAACAAUCCCAGUUUAUCAUGCUGAGGGAACAGGAAGCUGCUUUGUAGCUUGGAACUUGGUUUCAGCCCAUUGCAUGGCACACCAAGUGAGACUUUCAAUACAGCAACUCAAACUCUCCAAGUUUCAAGCCACUGUUCCUGAAAAAAUGGUUUCUUGUUACUUUAGCUUUAGUCUCACCUGGAGAACCACUAUUAUUAUUAUUAUUUAUUUCUUAGCAGACGCCCUUAUCCAGGACGACUUACAAUUGUUACAAGAUAUCACAUUAUUUUUUUACACAUUAUUUUUUACAUACAAUUGCCCAUUUAUACAGUUGGGUUUUUACUGGAGCAAUCUAGGUAAAGUACCUUGCUCAAGGGUACAGCAACAGUGUCCCCAACCAGGGAUUGAACCCACGACCCUACGGUCAAGAGUCCAGAGCCCUAACCACUACUCCACACUGCUGCCCUACCUAUGCAACGUCCUACUGCUGCUCUUCCUUGGUCAUUCAUG